Molecule: messenger RNA, 4790 nt
Organism: Arabidopsis thaliana (thale cress)
Lineage: Eukaryota; Viridiplantae; Streptophyta; Magnoliopsida; Brassicales; Brassicaceae
Product: Disease resistance protein (TIR-NBS-LRR class) family
Exons: 4
Coding region: 115-3138 (1007 amino acids)
Biological process (GO): signal transduction; defense response; response to stress
Molecular function (GO): NAD+ nucleosidase activity, cyclic ADP-ribose generating; ADP binding
Source: RefSeq, marked reviewed
GAAACAUCCAUGGAGUUUCUGUGCCAAUAGUCAACGGUCACACGGAUCCUUUUCUUCCUUGUUAAAAUCCUUCUUCCAUCCAUCUAGGAUCUUGCUCCAUCCUUCACCAUUCUAAUGGAUUCUUCUUUUUUCCUUGUCGUAGUCGCAGCUGCUAUAGGCUUCUUCAUACUUUUUCGAAAAUUCAGAUUCCAAGAAAGUAAUUCUUCUUCUUUAUCUCUUCCAUCUCCUGCAACUUCUGUGUCUCGAAACUGGAAACACGAUGUCUUCCCGAGCUUCCAUGGGGCAGAUGUCCGAAGAACCUUUCUUAGUCACAUCAAGGAAUCGUUCAGAAGAAAGGGAAUUGACACAUUCAUUGAUAAUAAUAUAGAGAGGAGUAAGUCGAUCGGUCCUGAGCUCAAAGAAGCUAUCAAAGGAUCAAAGAUCGCAAUCGUUUUGCUCUCAAGGAAAUAUGCUUCUUCGUCAUGGUGUCUUGAUGAGUUGGCCGAGAUCAUGAAAUGCAGGGAAAUGGUGGGUCAGAUUGUCAUGACCAUUUUCUAUGAAGUGGAGCCAACUGACAUAAAGAAACAGACUGGUGAAUUCGGAAAAGCCUUCACAAAAACAUGUAGAGGUAAAACAAAAGAGCAUAUUGAGAGAUGGAGAAAAGCUUUGGAGGAUGUGGCAACAAUCGCCGGAUAUCAUUCUCACAAAUGGUGCGAUGAAGCGGAGAUGAUUGAAAAGAUAUCCACUGAUGUUUCAAAAGAUUUCGAUGAUUUUGUUGGGAUGGCAGCUCAUAUGGAAAGGACGGAACAAUUGUUACGCCUAGAUUUGGAUGAAGUAAGGAUGAUUGGGAUUUUGGGUCCGCCUGGGAUUGGUAAGACGACCAUCGCUACAUGUAUGUUUGAUCGAUUCUCCAGGAGAUUUCCAUUUGCUGCAAUCAUGACGGAUAUCAGAGAAUGCUAUCCAAGACUUUGUUUGAAUGAGCGCAAUGCACAAUUGAAACUACAAGAACAAAUGUUGUCUCAGAUUUUCAAUCAGAAAGAUACCAUGAUUUCUCAUUUAGGAGUGGCACCAGAACGUUUGAAAGACAAGAAAGUGUUUCUCGUUCUUGAUGAAGUGGGUCACUUAGGACAACUAGAUGCCUUGGCGAAAGAAACUCGAUGGUUUGGUCCUGGAAGUCGGAUUAUUAUCACAACAGAAGAUCUAGGAGUUUUGAAGGCCCAUGGGAUCAAUCAUGUUUACAAAGUGGGAUAUCCAUCAAAUGACGAGGCUUUUCAAAUCUUCUGUAUGAAUGCCUUUGGUCAGAAACAACCAUGUGAAGGUUUCUGUGACCUUGCUUGGGAGGUUAAGGCAUUAGCUGGUGAACUCCCUUUGGGAUUGAAGGUUCUAGGCUCCGCUUUGCGGGGGAUGUCCAAGCCAGAGUGGGAAAGAACACUACCAAGGUUAAGAACUAGCCUCGACGGAAAAAUCGGGAACAUUAUACAGUUCAGUUACGAUGCCUUAUGUGACGAAGAUAAAUAUCUAUUUCUUUAUAUAGCCUGCCUUUUUAACUACGAAUCAACAACCAAAGUGAAAGAGCUUCUUGGAAAGUUCUUGGAUGUGAAACAAGGUCUUCACGUAUUAGCUCAGAAAUCUCUCAUAUCCUUUUAUGGAGAAACAAUACGGAUGCAUACUCUGCUAGAACAAUUUGGAAGAGAAACUUCCUGUAAGCAAUUCGUUCAUCAUGGCUAUAGGAAACAUCAACUUUUGGUAGGUGAAAGGGAUAUAUGUGAAGUGCUCGACGAUGAUACAAGAGAUAAUAGACGUUUUAUAGGGAUAAAUUUGGAUUUACGUAAGAAUGAGAAAGAAUUGAAAAUAAGUGAGAAAACACUUGAAAGAAUGCAUGAUUUUCAAUUCGUUAGAAUCAAUGACGUAUUUACUCAUAAGGAGAGACAGAAACUGCUUCACUUCAAGAUUAUACAUCAACCUGAGAGAGUGCAGUUAGCACUAGAAGAUCUGAUUUAUCACUCUCCACGAAUUAGAUCAUUGAAAUGGUUUGGUUACCAGAAUAUAUGUUUGCCUUCUACUUUUAAUCCAGAGUUUCUCGUCGAACUAGAUAUGAGUUCCAGCAAGCUUCGGAAGCUAUGGGAAGGAACUAAACAACUUAGAAAUCUCAAGUGGAUGGAUUUGAGUGAUUCUGAAGACUUGAAAGAGCUUCCCAAUCUUUCAACUGCAACUAAUCUCGAAGAAUUAAAGCUUAGACGUUGCUCAAGUUUAGUGGAGCUCCCCUCCUCUAUUGAAAAACUCACCAGUCUCCAGAUAUUAGAUCUCCACAGUUGCUCAAGUCUUGUGGAGCUUCCCUCUUUUGGAAACGCAACUAAACUUGAGAAACUAGAUCUUGAAAAUUGUUCGAGUCUUGUGAAGCUCCCACCAUCUAUCAAUGCCAAUAAUCUCCAGGAAUUGUCUCUAAGAAAUUGUUCACGUGUUGUGGAGCUCCCUGCUAUCGAGAAUGCGACUAAUCUCCGUGAAUUGAAGCUCCAAAAUUGCUCAAGUCUAAUAGAGCUCCCUCUUUCAUGGGUCAAGAGAAUGUCUCGUUUACGUGUUCUGACACUCAACAACUGCAAUAAUCUGGUAUCACUCCCCCAACUUCCAGACUCCCUUGAUUACAUAUAUGCAGAUAAUUGUAAGUCCCUCGAGAGACUGGACUGUUGCUUUAACAAUCCAGAGAUUAGUCUAUAUUUUCCCAAUUGCUUCAAACUGAAUCAAGAAGCCAGAGAUCUCAUCAUGCACACAUCGACUUCUAGAUUUGCGAUGUUACCCGGUACACAAGUGCCUGCCUGCUUCAUUCACCGAGCUACUUCUGGGGAUUACUUGAAAAUCAAGUUGAAGGAGUCGCCUUUUCCUACAACCUUGAGAUUUAAGGCUUGUAUCAUGCUUGUUAAGGUUAAUGAAGAAAUGAGUUAUGAUCAGAGAUCGAUGAGCGUUGACAUUGUCAUCAGUGUACACCAAGCUAUCAAAGUUCAGUGUACACCAAGCUAUCAUCAUAUAUAUCCAGUUUUAACAGAGCAUAUAUACACAUUUGAACUUGAAGUAGAGGAGGUGACUUCCACGGAGCUUGUCUUUGAGUUCAUAUCAUUCAGAAGCAAUUGGAAGAUAGGAGAAUGCGGGAUACUCCAAAGAUAGAUAGGAGACAUUCUUCGCCGGAUCUCUCGUCGGGAUCUUCUCGUGCGUUCUCUCUCUCUCACACUCUCCCCUUCUAUCUCCCUGUCUCAUGGAUUGGUUAAUGAUUCGAUUUUUCCUAAUGGGUUUCAGAUGUUUCUAGCUAGGACCACUGUUUGAGAGGUAAGAAUCAUGGGUUUGAUUUCUCCUUGAGUCAUUCGAUGGAUUCGAUUAUUGGUUUUAUUUUGUGUGAAUGGGAGUUAGCUGUGAAAUAUGUGGUAGCUCGUUUUGGAAAAGUAAGAUUCAUGGGUUUUGUAUUGAGUUUAUGAUGCUUAUAGGCUGUAAUUUUUCAUGGGUUUUUGUAUCUGUCGUGUAUUUAUAAAAAGAUGAAACAUUGAUGUUCAAAGCUUGCUAUUUUUUAUCUGUAUAGAUAGCUACGAAGGAUUAUCUUAAAGAUGAAACAUUGAUGUUCAAAGCUUGCUAUUUUUUGCCUCUUUCAAUAUCUCUGCAGUGUGGUUUUUGUUUUGUCUUUUGCUAUUUAUCUAACCAAAUACUUUCGAUUGGUUUUUGUGAAAGUGAUUGGGAUCAUCAAUAAGACUUAAGUUUAGCCAUGAAAGUCGUGUAAAGUCAUAUAAUGCUUGAUUGAUGGAUAUGUCUAUUUUGCUGGUUUCAUUUCUUGCAAGUUUCUAAUUCUCUGGCAUUUUUGUUGUUGUUGUGGUUGUUGUUGUUGUUUGUCUUCUGUAAUAAGUGCCUUUUUUAUAUAUGUUAGUGUUAGGAAAUUUUCAAAAACAAAGCAAACUUAUAAGAUUGUGAUGGACACAAUCGCUAGUCUAAGUAAAGAAGCUUUAAUUACCACAUUCCAAGAUGUGUAAGAUAAGACAAUAAUUUAGAUAGGUUAGUUCUACUGAUUUUGUCAAUUAGUCGUAAGUAUGAGUAUUUACUAGUGUUCUAAAGACCACUUAUAUGGUAUUUAUGUAUCAUAAACAUUGUGUCUAGCUACUGGAAACCGUUUGCAAACUACACAUUGAUUAAUCAUUUGAGUCGGAUUUGGCAAGCUAAUGUAGUUAUAUAAUGACAUGUUACUUUUUAAACUGCUAAUAUUUCUUGCAAAUAUUUUCUUGCGUUUGAUUUAUUUGUGUAUGUUGUUGGCAUUUUUGGUUGCAAGUUCUGUUUUUAAUGAAUCUGAUUGGUCUUUUCUAAAUACUAAUCGACUUCAUCCUUAUCAAAUUUGAUUGGUUUCAUCAUUUGAGCUAAUUCUAUCUGAUUCUUGUACAUUAUUUUAGUAUUCGUCUAUGUUUGAUGACAUAUCAUUGAUGUGAUAAAUGCAGGUGAUUGAAAAUCUUUAAUAGGAGCUGCCAUUGUGUGUUGAAUGGGUAUCACGUACUGCUUCUAAGUGAUCCAAAUCCUGCUUCAGCCUCUGGACUUGUUCUUUCUUCUAAGUGAGCCUUUUGGUAAUAAUUUUCCAUCUGUAAUGAGCUUGAUUGCUUGCAGUGUUUUCUUUGCGUCUCUUGGUGUUUGUUUGGUUAAAUCUGUUUCUUUUUCUCUCUGAGAGAUCAUCACAAGUCAAUAAAUAGAUCAUGUGUUUCAGAUAUGCUCGUUUCAUGCGUAUGUAUCAUGUUUUAUCUAUGUUUGGUAAAAACUUAUAUAACACUGAAGAUAUUAAGAUUUUUGGAGUU